CCUACAGCUGACAAGGAAAACAAAGAAAGGCAUGUUUUUCCCUCCCACUCCCUGCUCAUUGUCGGGAGGGGAAAAUCAAACAUUCACUGUAUGUUGUUUAUUCAGUUCACACACUAAACGUCGAAAGAACAUCUGAAGGCGCACUUAGGGAGGGAUUUUAUAGAAAGAUCCUGAGUUGGUGACUGGACUGUGAGAUAUUACAAUAAAGAAGAACACUAAAGAGAAGAAGUCCAAAGUAAUCACAGGAAAUCAAGAAACUCUGUAGAUGGCUGAUGGUCUCUCCACCUUGUGAUUGCUGGACCCUCCUCUAGUAUGCUCAAUCUCAUCAAGCUACCUGAAGUGUUCACCAUCAACCAAGUUCCAAAAGUCUUCCAUGAGGAUGGCAUCAUUUCAGGGUAUCGCCACCCAUGCAGCUCUGCCAAAGACUGUGUGCUUAGCCUUUUCCAGCUAACAAAUGAAACCCUCAAUAUUUGGACUCAUUUUCUGCCUUCAUGGUUUUUCUUAUGGAAACUGACAGUAGUACUAGUGCAGGAUGACUGGCAGGAUCCUUUCACCUGGCCCUUGCUGGUGUUCCUUUUGUCAUGCUGUGUGUACCCACUCGCUUCCAGCUGUGCUCAUACCUUCAGUACCAUGUCAGAGAGGGCCAGGCACAUCUGCUUCUUCUUUGAUUAUGGAGCACUCAGCUUCUACAGCCUUGGUUCUGCCAUCACCUACUCUUCUUACUCAUUUCCAGAUAAAUGGGUCAAUAGCACAUUUCACAAAUACUAUGUUCCUAUAGCUGUUGUCAAUUCUGUUAUCUCCACUGCACUGGCCUGCUACUCAAGACUUGGUUUACCAUUUUGUCAGUAUAAUUAUCACGGCAUUAAAAGUUGUUCUGGAAAAUUAGAUCAUAAACUCAGUAAAUGUCUACGGAUAAUCGCCUUUAUCUAUCCAUAUCUCUUUGACAACAUCCCUCUCUUUUAUAGAAUCUUUGUGUGCGCUGGUGAGGGUUGCACUAUUAAUGAAGCCAAUACUGUUCACUAUCAGCACACGUCACUGGCUGUCCUCACUGGCUUUCUUUUUGCCACACACCUGCCUGAACGCUUGGCUCCUGGCAGUUUUGACUACAUAGGUCACAGUCAUCAGCUCUUCCACGUGUUCGCUGUUAUUGGCACGUAUUUCCAGAUGACUGCCAUUGAACUUGACAUGGCAGCACAAAAGCAGUGGCUUCAUGCUCAUUUGCCACCAGUCACCCUUUCAGACACUGUGGGAGCUGCAUGCUUUAGUGUGGUCAGCAGCCUUUGUAUUGUAUAUGUCUUUAGUCUGGCACUUUUCUCCACAAGAGGUGUAAAGGACAAAUUAAUUUGAAUUGUGACAUUUGAUAAGGAUGCUCAGUGCAGCUAACUAAGUUAGUUUCCCUUAAAACUGAGUAUAUUGUAUAUGUAGCCAUGUGUUCAAUGGCAACAAUUUCAUGAAGAUUUUAUGUAAAUUGGAAGAGUAUAAGACUGUAGAAUUUAUGAUUAUUUUGUAUGUUUGAUUCAUGUUUUUGUAAUGUGUAUCAUUUUUCUCUACUUCUAAUCACAUGCUUAACAUUUGUACAAUUUCAAAGCACAUUUCCAUGUUUUUGAAGCACAUGAAUCAAACUAUAUUAUCCUUGUUUUUGCAUGUGCCUUUUUAUAAUCAGUCUUUUUGAAAACUGUAAAACCUUAUGUGUACAAUCUUUCUUUCUUAAUAAAUAAAUCUUGUUAAUA
Molecule: messenger RNA, 1730 nt
Organism: Onychostoma macrolepis
Lineage: Eukaryota; Metazoa; Chordata; Actinopteri; Cypriniformes; Cyprinidae
Gene: paqr5a
Product: progestin and adipoQ receptor family member Va
Exons: 9
Coding region: 313-1347 (344 amino acids)
Cellular component (GO): membrane
Molecular function (GO): signaling receptor activity
Source: RefSeq, a predicted model, not a curated record